Molecule: messenger RNA, 1687 nt
Organism: Neltuma alba
Lineage: Eukaryota; Viridiplantae; Streptophyta; Magnoliopsida; Fabales; Fabaceae
Product: very-long-chain aldehyde decarbonylase GL1-9
Exons: 3
Coding region: 467-1237 (256 amino acids)
Biological process (GO): lipid biosynthetic process
Molecular function (GO): iron ion binding; oxidoreductase activity
Source: RefSeq, a predicted model, not a curated record
AUGCCCGCCUCGCUGCUCUCUCUCAUCGCCACCUUCUACAAAAAAGAGGGGAGGAAAAAAAGUUGAUGCCAGAAAGGAAAAUACCUCAAUCAUUUUCUUGUCUCCCAAACACGAUUCUUCUCUCGCCGAGAAGAAGGUGGAGUGGAGGGGCAAAGAAAGCAGAUCAAAAUAAUAUAAAGUUUCGAUAUUUUGGAAUCUCACAACUGUCACCAUUCACCAACUGUUUAUCCAUUCAAACGCUUAGAUCUGAAUGUCCAAUGCGCUUUCUCUUUUGGAGGGUUUCUAAGACGACGACAGUUUUUUGAUCAACUGGUUAUGCUUGUAAGUGGGCGUGAGGGAAGAAUUCAUUCAAUGUUAUUAGAUCUCCUGUUGUAAUGAAACUUUGACUUGCGCCCCUUUUUUUCCUUCCUGGGGCUUGAGUUACUCGCAUUGAGUUGAUUUGUUUCACUUUCACAUUGGACCUAUCAUGGUUUUCUGGGAAGGAUAUGUGAGCGACGAAGUGAUGGGCACGUUUGCCCCUAUUGUGCUUUAUUGGAUAUACGCUGGAUUUUAUCAGUUGUUGCCACCUUUGGACAAUUAUCGGUUACAUUCUAGAAGAGAAGAGGAAGAGAAGAAUUUGGUGCCACUCUUGGCCGUGGUGAAGGGUGUUCUACUUCAACAGCUUGUUCAGGCAACCGUGGCACUACUAUUGUUGACCUCAAAUGCAAAUGCAUCUGGGGUUACAGUGCAACCUUCUAUUCUGGUACAAGCUUUUCAGAUCGUCAUUGCUAUGUUUGUCAUGGAUACAUGGCAAUACUUUGUGCACCGCUACAUGCAUCAGAACAAAUUUUUAUAUCGUCAUAUCCACUCUCAACAUCACAAACUAGUUGUUCCUUAUGCAAUAGGUGCCCUGUAUAACCACCCUCUUGAGGGUCUUCUUCUCGACACUUUUGGUGGUGCCAUCUCGUAUCUAGUUUCUGGAAUGACUGCCAGAACAGCCAUCGUGUUCUUUUGCUUUGCUGUCAUUAAGACCGUGGAUGAUCAUUGUGGACUCUGGUUGCCAGGAAAUAUCUUCCACAUGUUUUUCCAGAACAAUACAGCUUAUCAUGAUAUCCACCAUCAACUACAAGGGCUGAAGUACAACUAUUCUCAACCAUUCUUUUCAAUAUGGGACAAAAUUCUUGGGACAUACAUGCCGUACAAUCUUGUAAAGCGAGCGGAAGGGGGUUUUACAGCAAAGGCAUUGAAGAAGGACUAGUUUUAUUUGGCCAAGCAAAAAAGAUGGACUAGUUUCAUGCAGUAAAAGUUGAUCAUGUGUUAUUGUCACUUCUGAAUUCUGAUGGGAGCAAUCUUCCUUCCCUUACAGCUAGAUUUGCUGAUGGGGAAAGAUUCUGACCCAUCUCCAGGAGGCUUUCCAAUAGGCAUAUACUUGGUAUUUUGAUUGAAGCUUCCUAGUUGUAAUUCAGUUCAUCUUGCGAAGGUGGCUUUGCUAGCUUACCAAAUUCUCUUGCUCUCUUCAUUCUGUAUCAUACUCAUUAUUUAAUGGUCAUGGAAAUCUUCAGGGUGGGGACAGUUGAUUUUGGUGUACUUAAACGUGUAAGCUCAUGAAAGAAUACCUAGUUUUCACGUUACCAAUUUUGUAAUUUGAAACACUGAUUGAUUUGUAUUUUUGCUGAUAAACAUUUGUGGGUUAUCAAGUCAAUUUGGU